Molecule: messenger RNA, 1281 nt
Organism: [Candida] anglica
Lineage: Eukaryota; Fungi; Ascomycota; Pichiomycetes; Serinales; Debaryomycetaceae
Source: the annotation of a GenBank genome assembly
AUGAACAUAAAUCAUGUCAAUGGGUACACUCGGGUUCUUGGGAAGUGUACUACUGACCUUUUAAACCGAGUCGCAAUCACAUGUGGGUUCCAAGUUCAAAAGAAAAAAAAUGAAAGAAUUCAAUCCAUUAUAACAGGUCUCACCUUAUCUUCUUCCCUUCCAGAUAAAUUCCAAGUUGUAGGGGUUGAUAUCGGACUUAAAAACUUUGCAUUUUGUAAACUUGAAGUUGAUAGAACCUCAAGUAAACCUCCCAUCAUCACUCAAUGGAAAAAAUUCGACUUACAUAAAGUUUAUUUAAACUCAUACGAACCAAUACUCAAGAGUCCCAUUGAGUAUGAUCGUGAUACCAUCCUUGAAGACAAUUUAAUGGAUUCAACGCGGUAUCUAAGCUAUUUAUCAAGAAGGGUUCUAACUGACCAUUUGUUCAAUGAUCCGAAUAUUCCUACAUUUGCAGUGGUUGAACAUCAACGUACAAGAUCAAACAUCAUGCCUGCCACAUUACCCAACGUUUUAAGGAAUUGUCUUUUGGAAAAUAUGCUUUAUUCUUCGUUUUAUACCAUGCAAAGCAUGAGUCCGAAAAAUUCCAUCCUUAAAAAUUCAUUCAUAACUCCAGUGUAUUCUAAUAGUAUGGCACAUUUUUGGAUACAUCGAUAUUUAUCAGAAUUAAAUAUUGAUAAAAAGAUUCUAACAAAGGAUGUUAAAUCGUUGAGAAUAAAAUUGGCAUAUAAUUGGAUAAAUCGUGCCAUUGAAUGCAAUCUUCGUAAGAAUCUGUUGACCCUUCUGCCCUUUCGGUUCAAUCUGGACACUACCAAGAUCAUUAAUUUGGAUCAAGACUUGGCUAAAAAGACAUUUAAACAAGUACAUUAUAAACCGAAAAAAUUACAAAAGAUUUUAAAUCUUGAUGAUGAUAUCAUUACAAAUUUUAAAAUGGAUGAUUUGAUAGAUUCUUUACUUCAUGCUCUAGCAUGUGUGAAACGGUUUGAAAAUCAAAAAAGAUUAGUAGAAACGUUAGAAUUAUGUAUGAACGACAUAGAUCUGUCAAAAAGACUUAUUCUUGAGUUUAUAGAAUCUAGUAAGAAGGACCAAUUAGAGCUAAUGAGGGAUUUAAUGGAAGAAACUACCCAAGCGGCAAUGAAACGCUCCAAGAACGCAACUUCUGUCUCCACCACCACCACUACAACUACUACUAACAAUACUACGACUUCCUCUUCUUCUUCUUCUUCUUCUUCUACACUUGAUGCUAUGAAACCAACAUCUAAGAUGGUUUCUGUGCAAGUUUAG